AUGGCCCUGCAAGGAAGAGACCUGAUCCUUGCCGCCAUCACAUGCUUCAUUGCCUGGGGCUACGCCGUCAGUUGGGCGCCGACGUUGCGAUGGAUCGGAUAUGCCCUCUUGGGAGGAGCUCUUCUGACCGUCGCUUCGAUUCUAGCAGUCAUUUUCCUCACGUCCCGAGGUUCUAGACGAAGCUUCCGUCAUCGAUCACCUCGUCCGCAGGGGCCCGCCUUCAUUGCGCCGAAAGCCUGGUCUCGCGAAGUUGCCGACCUCUAUACACGCCAUUCCUACUCGAAAGUUUCCCUCGACCCCGAUUCGCCCCGAAUAUCCGAAGCUCUUGACCAUCUUCUCGGUCUUAUCGUUCGGGACUUUGUCACCUCGUGGUACUCCAACAUCAGCAAAAACCCCAUUUUUGCAAACCAAGUGGACAAAGCUAUCCGCGAUGCUCUUAUCAACAUCAGAGAGAGGCUGUUGGAGCUUGAUCUGGUGGACAUUGUCACCACUCGUGUUGUCCCAAUGCUAACGGCUCACUUCCGCGACUUCUACGAUGCCGAACGCUCGGUUCGGGGGAGGAAGCUCAACCGAUCCGUGACGGAAUCAGAGGAGUUGGACUUGGCAAUUGCUUCCAAAUACAAGGAUGGAAAAUUACACCCUGCCGCAUCGUUGUCGUUUCCCGAUACCAAGCUCGUUCAGCAAGAUUAUCUUCGAGAAAUGGUUUCUGGCAUCUUGCCCAAGGUCCUCCCCCCUAAUAUGCUCGCCAGUCGCGCCGUCUCCACCAUAAUUCGAGAAAUUGUCGCAUGCGCUGUGCUGUUUCCCGUGCUUCAGAUGUUGGCCGAACCCGAUACAUGGAAUCAAGUUAUGGAAAAUUAUGGUCGAUCUAUGUUGCAGGACCGGUCAACCGUCCGUAAGCUCAGGGCUGCGCUGGAUCAGCAUGCUUCGCCAACCCCGAGGGCGGGCAAAGCCGCAAUUAUACCACGACUUUCGCCCACCGACAGUGAACGAAAGUUUGAAAAGUUCAUCCGCGCCAUAAGAAAAGUAAACAAUCUUUCGGAGGCGAGGCGCCUGAGAAGCGAGGUGGCUAGUCAACUAAAACGAGAUUCGUUAGAAGACAACCAGGACCAGGUGUAUCUCCGCCGGCUGGAAAUGGGUAAGAGGCUGUUGGACCAGCGCGUUCAAGUGCUCGCGGCGGGAGGAGACAGACGCAACGCAGCCGCCUUACCUCCUCGCCCCGCAGGCAAUACCAAGGCGGUGUCAAAACUUGAGCAUGCCUCUUUGGUGGAGCUGCUCCGAGAUGCAUCAGGGUUGUCUUACUUCAUGGAGUUUAUGGAUCGUCAUCGCAUGAUGCCUCUCGUUCAGUUCUGGCUGGUGGUUGAUGGCUUCCGCAACCCGUUGGAGGAUGAAGGUCAGGACGACGAGCAGCUCCCAUUGAAUCUGUCCAUGUGGACCGAUUCUGAUCGCCUAGACCUGGCGCAAAUCGACCAUGCGUACUUGGCUAAGGCUGAAUUGAAGGUGUCGCAGUCCACUCGGGACGAAGUUCGGGCUUUUCUGAACGCCGGCAAGUCGGCUACUGCAGAGCAGUACUACAAAGCCCGGCGAGCCAUCUUGAGAGCGCAAACAGCGGUCUUGGAGAGGAUGCAAGCACAAUUUUUUCAAUCUUUCAAGAAGUCUGACCUCUUUUACAAGUGCUUGGCAGCCGAAGAAGCAUCUGCAGCUAUCACUGCUGUCCCUCCAGUUGAGCCGUCCUCGUCGGUGGCCCAUCCGCCUAUACACCGAAGUUCCCAAUCAUACCAGUCCAAGCCGAAUGCGGUUGCAAGACUUGCACCGAGAUUAACACGUCCGACGACGAAGCGAGCCGGAUCUGCGUCGGAUCUGAGGAUCUCCAACGUUAACGGCGGCGGUCUCGACCCGGCAACGGCACAGCGACGCUCUCUAGACGACGACUCACCAACCCCGUUGUUUGACGAUGAAGACUUUGAGCAUGACAACAUGAUGGACUCGGUGCAGAGUCUGGACCAGGAAGCCAGCAAUCCUAUUCCCGAUACCACUGUGGUUCAAGCUAUGGAAGAAGCUCUAAAUAACAUCAUGGAAGAUAACCGACCUCAAACAGCCGAAGAAUUCCGGGCGUCAUUAUUUGGGGCUGAAGAUGCAGGCUCAAGCCUCUUCUCUGGCGAUAAUGAUUCCCAUCGAGGAUCACUCGACGUGUCGAGGCCGGCACAGUCGUCCAAGGAAGCCGAGAGACCGAGUUUGUCAUCUUUGGGCCUCGUAAGCGCCGCAUCUCGAAUAGGAGUUUUCGUUGACGAUGAUCUCUUCGGAGAUGAGGACAAGUAUCUUUCUGACGAGCAGGAUGACGAUGGCGGAGGUAAACAGAUGGAUGUGGAGGACGAAGUUCACGAAGCCGCGCCCGGAGACCUGGGCCUGGCGGAAGCUAUCACAGCGCUGUCUAACGACAUUGAUCGCCUUGUAGCGCAAGAUGCCAUCGUCGAAUCUCUUACGAAGAAGGCCGAACUCACGAACAACACAGCCGAAUUACGUAUUCUAAGGAAGUCCAAAGCAAGUCUGCAGCGCGAAAUUCGGCGUAAAGAGUUGCAGAGACAGCAGUACGUAGUACAGGAAAGCGACAACAGCCUCUACGGCCGCUCCACGAUCAAGAUCAAAGCCAUUCAGGUGGGGCGUGAAGACGACGGCAGGGAGUUCGCUCUCUAUGUAAUCGAGGUACAGCGGGAUGCUGGAGAGAAGAUGCCGGCAGCGACAUGGAUCAUCACUCGGCGAUAUAGCGAGUUCCAUGAACUACACCAAAAGCUCCGGUCGAGGUAUCCAUCCGUUCGCAACCUCGAUUUUCCCAGACGACGAAUGGUCAUGAAGUUUCAGAGCGAGUUUCUGCGCAAAAGACGGGCUGCGUUGGAGCAGUAUCUUCGCGAACUCUUGAUGCUACCGGAAGUUUGCCGGAGCCGUGAUCUACGAGCGUUCUUGUCUCAAAGCGUGAUUGCUCAGGGUCAAGAUCUAGUGGACCGCGAGGACAAGAAAGACAUGAUAACGCGAUUAUACGACUCAGUUACGGACGGUGUGGAGGAUAUCCUUGGCAAUAUUCCAGUCCUGGAUCAACUUUCGCUAGCCGGCCAGAACCUGAUUGCAGCAGCGACCAACCAGUUGAACGCAAUGCCCCUACCAGUCAAUGAAGAUGGCGUCAAUGCGGCCGAGGCCGAGGCCGAGUUGAAUGCUUUCGAGAACAAGGAGCUGGAAUCUUUUAUCAAGCCUAUUUGCGACAUUUUCCUGGAGGUAUUCGAGCUCAAUCGAGGCAACAACUGGUUGCGCGGUCGGGCAGUCGUUGUGGUCCUCCAGCAACUACUCGGGGGUACCAUAGAACGCAAAGUACGUGACAACGUCAAAAUGCUGGUUCAAGAGGACGCGAUUCUUAAGUAUAUUGCCCUGCUCCAAGACAGCAUGUGGCCCGGUGGACAAAUGAAUAAGAAUAAGCUGCCAAGGACAGCAGCAGAAAAGAAGCAGACACGCACAGAAGCCAGUCUGAUGCUAGCAACACUUGUACCAGACCUGGCAGGCAGUGUGGUCGGUAGAGUCAAUGCCCAAGCAGCCAGCCGACGUGUUUUUGCAACCUUUAAUAAUUCAAGACUCAAGUAA
Colletotrichum chrysophilum is the source of this 3624-nucleotide messenger RNA. RefSeq lists its product as uncharacterized. The coding region runs from base 1 to 3624 and encodes 1207 amino acids. Gene Ontology annotation, cellular component: intracellular membrane-bounded organelle. Lineage: Eukaryota; Fungi; Ascomycota; Sordariomycetes; Glomerellales; Glomerellaceae. Gene Ontology annotation, molecular function: phosphatidylinositol binding. The record is from RefSeq and is a predicted model, not a curated record. The transcript has a single exon.